Cuscuta campestris is the source of this 1957-nucleotide messenger RNA. The record is from the annotation of a GenBank genome assembly. NCBI's taxonomy places the organism in Eukaryota, Viridiplantae, Streptophyta, Magnoliopsida, Solanales, Convolvulaceae.
CAACAAUGUUGAUUAUAUGAAGCUUCAUUAUCAGUUUAUUGAAGAAAAAAUUAUCAUUUUUUUCCCAAAACAAUGCUUGUUUGUUGCCCAGAAAUGGUUAAUGGCCUUUGAAAUUCAUCUGAAAUUAAAAUAUUUCCUUAUUUUGUUUUUUAAAAAAAUCAAAAUUUGAGCUCAGGCGGACUCAAAUUGGACAUUUUAAAUGUCAAGCCAGAUGAAGGAAGAAGAGAGAAUCGAAAGGAUCAUUCGAGGUCUCCUGAAGCUGCCAGAUAACCGGAGAUGCAUCAACUGCAACAGUUCGGGACCGCAGUAUGUUUGUACAACUUUCUGGACAUUCGUAUGCAUGAAUUGCAGCGGAAUACAUCGAGAAUUCACACACCGGGUAAAAUCGGUGUCAAUGGCUAAGUUUACUGCCCAAGAAGUUAGUUGCCUUCAAGCUGGUGGCAAUGAGAGGGCAAGGCAAAUUUACUUCAAGACUUGGGAUCCUAGUCGGAAUUUUUGCCCGGAUGGCAGCAACCUUAACAAACUGAGGGACUUCAUCAAACAUGUUUACGUGGACCGUAAAUUUUCAGGCGACAAGAGCCAAGAAAAGGCUCCCAUAACUAAAUCUGGUUCAAGAGAUUUGUAUGAUGAGCGGCGUUCGUUUGAAAGAUCCAUCCCUGGUGGAAAGGAAGUGUUUGGAGAGCGCCAUUCGUUUGAGAGUUGUAGUUUGGGUGAUAGGCGUUGGCACGAUAGAUCCAGUCGAGGCAGUAAAGAGGACUUAAAUGAUAGGUGCUAUUUAGAAAAGCACAAUAAUGCAGCUAGAAAGAUUGAAGAUAGAAACUUGAGAUAUGGCAUUGACCAAACCAGAAGUCCCCGGUACACCCAACCGAAGAGCCGUCCUGCCCGGUUUGAAAUUGUUGAUGAUAGGUUUCGAGAGGAUGGGUCUGGGAAUGUGAAACGGUAUGAGCAUUAUCGGUUUACCAAAGCCGAUUCAAAGCGUCAGAGCAGAUCACCCGAUUCUCAUCGGGCGAGUACUGAACCAACCCAUCCUGUUGUAUGCCCCAUUAAAGAUAUCUUGGGUGACCAAGUUGUUAAGCUGAAAGUUGGUGAUCCUCCAGAACCAAAGGAAGCAAAUGUUCAGAACAAUGGAGAGUCUACUAAAUCAUCAGAUUCUGUAAAGCCUAUAAACUUGAUCGAUUUCGAAGAUGAUCUUCAACCUCCAGCAAGUGCUUCAACUCAGUCAACACAACAACCACCAGCUUCAACUUCCUCAAGUGAAAAGGCUUCAACUAAUGUUGAUUCUACGGAGUCAUUAUUAUUAUUGGGAAUGUCUCCCGCUGCUUCGCCAACAGUAGCGACAGAUAUGACAUCACCAGCGCCAGUUCCUGCUGAUUCCACAACCGCUCCUCAAGAUAAUGUUCCUCAGGAUUCUAACGCGGGAAAUGAUCAAAAACAUAGUGGAAGAAAUGAGCUGCCAGCGGAACUUUUCACAUCAAGUUAUUCACCUUUUGUGGCAGCAGCGCCUGGAUGGAUGGAAUAUGGAAUGCAGUAUCAUCCUCAUCAUCAUGCAAGGAUGAUGCUCUCAGCAAAAUCAAGAAACCCGUUUGAUGUUUGUGACGAAAGCCCUCAAGUUCCCGCCCCAAUGCUUCCUUCCAUGCUACCGCCGCAAGGAACGCCUAAUGUAUUGCCUUCGCUACAUCCCCAACCAUCACCAUAUGCAUUGGCACCGCCUCUUCCAUCAACUUCUUAUGGAAUGGUUGUACCUCCAGGGGCAUAUCUUGGACCCCAAUUACCCAACAAUUUGUUAAUGAGAAAUGCUAGUGCAGAGAGACUAGCUAGGUUCUUGGUUGCUGCUGCAUUGUCCUUAGAGAUUUAGAUUGCUCACACAUGUCGCCGCACUUGCCCACACAUUGUCCCAAUCUUGCUUCAUCUGUACGUACGUCCCACACACAAAUGUUAUUCCGCGUAUUAGUAAUUG